Fulmarus glacialis (Northern fulmar) is the source of this 435-nucleotide messenger RNA. RefSeq names its product chromatin accessibility complex 1 (gene CHRAC1). Gene Ontology annotation, molecular function: protein heterodimerization activity. The annotation marks the transcript as partial. The record is from RefSeq and is a predicted model, not a curated record. Lineage: Eukaryota; Metazoa; Chordata; Aves; Procellariiformes; Procellariidae. The transcript has 2 exons. Gene Ontology annotation, cellular component: CHRAC; nucleus.
GAGCUUUUUGUUCAGUAUUUGGCUACAUACUCCUACAAACAUGGCAGAGGCAAGGAGAAGAAUGCUCUAACUUACAGUGACCUGUCUCAUACUGCAGAAGAGUGUGAGACCUUUCAGUUCCUUGCAGAUAUCUUGCCAAAGAAGAUUCUAGCUAGCAAAUACCUAAAAAUGCUUGAAAAAGAGAAGCGAGAUGGAGAAGUGGGGGAAGAUGAUGAAGAGGAUGAGGAGGAAGAGGAUGAAGAUGAAACUGUUGAUGGAGAUGUUGGAUCUUAAGGCCAACAGAGAAUUGCUUCAUAGUGAUCCAUUUUCUGUUGUAUAAAGGAUGUUAUUUUUGUGACUGAGAAUCCAGAUGCUGGAUAUAUUUAAAUACUGAGCCAUCUGCUUUUGCUUUGUUUAGAAAUUGAACUUUAUACUUGUUGAAGAAUGGAAUUCUUC